Molecule: messenger RNA, 1926 nt
Organism: Schistosoma mattheei
Lineage: Eukaryota; Metazoa; Platyhelminthes; Trematoda; Strigeidida; Schistosomatidae
Source: the annotation of a GenBank genome assembly
AUGAAAACUUUGAUCUUGUUAUUGUAUAUUACUCAGUCACUGGAGUUAUUUGUUUCUUCUAGUUCACUUGGUGAAGUGAUCAAUAAACAAGGUGAACGUUGGGAAUUACAAUUGAAAGGCUCAGGUUUAACUCCAUUUUCUCGGCAAGGUGAUGGAAGAAAAGUAUUACGUUCCAGUUUACGAGAGUUUCUAUGCUCUGAGGCAAUGUAUUAUUUAGGCAUUCCAACUACUCGAGCUGCAUCAAUUAUCACAUCUGACACUCUGGUUGAACGUGACAUGUUUUAUACAGGUGAUAAUAUCACUGAAAAAGCCAGUAUAACUAGCAGAGUAGCUAAGACAUUCAUCAGGUUUGGAUCUUUUGAAAUAUCUAAGUCCCCAGAUCCAAUUACUGGGCGUUUCGGACCAAGCGUUGGUAAUUUGACAAUUGUAUCACAACUUACUAAUUACGUAAUACAGCAAUUUUAUCCUCAUAUUUGGUCAGGAUAUUCAAAUGAUAUUAUUAAUUGUUAUGUGGAAUUCUUUAAAGAAGUAGUGAAACGUACAGCUAACCUAGUCGCUCUUUGGCAAACUGUUGGAUUUUGUCAUGGUGUAUUAAAUACAGAUAAUAUGAGUAUUAUUGGCUUAACAAUUGAUUAUGGACCAUUUGGUUUUAUUGAUCAGUUCACUUGGGAUCAUAUAUCGAAUACAUCGGAUCCAAAUGGACGUUAUUCAUAUGCUCAACAACCAAGUGUUUGUGCAUGGAAUUUAGCUCGUCUAGCUGAAUGUUUAAUUCAAGCAUUAAUUGAUCAGCAGAAAUGUUCAUCUGAUAAAACAACGAAUAAAGAAUGCAUAUUUGUUGAUAAUCUUACAAAAAAAUUCACUAAUGUUUUGGACACUACAUAUAUGUCUUGUUUUAAAAGUGUCUAUUUGGAAAGAAUGCGUAAAAAGUAUUACUGUGGUGUGUGCUACUUACAUUAACAUAAGUAGUAUAUGAUGUUAGUCGUGAACAGGUCUGGCAGCAGAGAGACAAGAGGAUCGAACAGUAAACAAUGGAAACAGGAUGCAAUUUGUAUGAAAAUGCAAGAACAAUGAAGUCUGAGUCAUUUUGAGACAAUUGGUGGAUACUUUGCAAAUUAAGCAUUUACUUUAUGAUUGUUAGAUUUUAUGAACAAGUCCUGUAAUUUUGUGUUGAAUACAUUCGAUUGUCCCCACUGGUGUUCUGUUCACUACGUUACUAUUCAAUAAUUGAAUUGUGUAUAUUUAUAUUCCUCUUAUUAUAAGCUUUAUUUUGACGUAUAUAUUAUUAUUGUAUGUUCAGUUUAUUGACUACUGCCUCCCACGUUCACAGCCACUUUUUGGCUUUAUUGUGUACAAAUGUUAUUUCCUAUUUUGUGGUGCGUUGCGGCCUGUUUGAUUGAUAUAUAAACCCAGUAUGUCUGAAAUAAAUUAUUCGAUUCGAUUCUCAUAGUGGGAUCUGGUAUUGGUGUUCCGGACUCAAGUGGACGGGCUAGACGGACGUAGGACCAAUAAGGACGCUAGGCUGCUCAUACCGGUCGAACGUCAUUGGUUUGGCACGGUGAUAAGAUUGUAUAAGUCGUAUUUUGAUUGGUGGAUGAAUCGCGUGAUAAAAAGCCGGACAUAAAGUCACAACAAAAAUGGUAGAAUAUUUAUUUCAAUCAAAAUAUACAGGAUCAUUAGGCCUUUCCGUGUAGCCUAAAUAUUCCUUGGCUAAACAAAAAAGACCUAAUAAUUCUGUGAUUUUAGAUUGAAGUAAAUAUUCUACCUUGUUCCUAUAUUCUUUUUAAAUCUGUGUUAUUUUUAAUCAGAGAGUAGUUUUGCAGAUAUUAUAGUAGUUUAAUAGUUGGAUUCACGAGUCAAUUGAACCUAGACUACCACCGAAAACCUGGAAGCACUAGAUGACCUUUUCGUCCUAGUAUGGGACUCCUC